This is a messenger RNA of Phragmites australis (common reed), 2053 nucleotides long. Its product is annotated as putative glutamine amidotransferase GAT1_2.1. The record is from RefSeq and is a predicted model, not a curated record. Gene Ontology annotation, cellular component: cytosol. Bases 196 to 1491 code for a protein of 431 amino acids. NCBI's taxonomy places the organism in Eukaryota, Viridiplantae, Streptophyta, Magnoliopsida, Poales, Poaceae. Gene Ontology annotation, molecular function: hydrolase activity, acting on carbon-nitrogen (but not peptide) bonds, in linear amides. The transcript is spliced from 3 exons.
GCCAAAAAUUAAGAAAGCGUUGGGCUUGGAAACGAUGUCGUGACUCGUGAUAAGCUCGAUUCGCCAGGCGCCAGCUACACUCCCGAUCGCCUUCUAUAAGUAGCUCGAGCCUUCCCCUCUCGGAUCCAACAAGCUACAAGGCGGCCGAAGGUCCUCGAAUCUCGAUCGACUGCUUUCGCACUGAAGGCGGCGGCCAUGUCUCCCUCUCCUGAUCUCUCCCGCGUCCUCCCCCGCGUGCUCAUCGUCUCCCGCCGCACCGUCCGCAAGAACAAGUUCGUCGACUUCGUCGGUGAGUACCACCUCGACCUCAUCGUGGGCAACGGCGCGGUGCCGGUGAUCGUACCGCGCGUGUCCGGCGUGCACACGCUGCUGGAAUCGUUCGAGCCCAUCCACGGCGUGCUCCUCUGCGAGGGCGAGGACAUCAACCCCUCCCUCUACGACGUCGACGCCGGCGCGCUCUCCUCGGAGCAGCUCGAGGCCGUGCGGCGUCUGCACCCGAGCGACGCCGCCAUCGACCACGAGAAGGACUCCAUCGAGAUCCGCCUCGCCCGCCGCUGCCUCGAGCGCAACAUCCCGUUCCUCGGCAUCUGCCGCGGCUCGCAAGUGCUCAACGUCGCCUGCGGCGGCUCGCUCUACCAGGACGUCGAGCACGAGCUGGGCCCCGAGUGCGCCACCGUCCGCCACAUCAACUACGAUGACUACGAUGGGCACCGCCACCCGGUGCACGUCCUGCCGGGCACGCCCCUGCACGAGUGGUUCGCCGACUCGCUCGACGUCCGCGGCAAGGACGAGGGCGCGCAGCUGAUGGUGAACAGCUACCACCACCAGGGCGUGCGGCGGCUGGCGCAGCGGUUCGUGCCGAUGGCGUUCGCGCCGGACGGGCUCGUCGAGGGGUUCUACGACCCCGACGCGUACAACCCCGGCGAGGGCAAGUUCAUCAUGGGCCUCCAGUUCCACCCGGAGCGCAUGCGCAAGGCCGGCUCCGAAGAGUUCGACUACCCUGGCUGCGGCAAGGCCUACAAGGAGUUCGUCCGCGCCGUGGUCGCGUACCAGGAGAAGGUGGCCGCCGCGGCCGCGCACGUGCCCCGGAGCGCGUUCCUCGCGUCGAAGCUGAACAAAGAGAUGGAGAAGCGGCGCAAGGUCAUCUUCCGGAGCUUCUCGCUCGCCAAGGACAUGUACGUCUCCGGCGGACGCACGCGGCCGGCCGGGCAUCGCGAUCUCGAAGCCGGCGCCGAGUUCCUCCAGUCGAACACGGCGCUGAGCGUGCAGCAGGAGAAGCGGCUGAAGCAGAUGGGCGCGACGGUGCGGAACGCGUCGGGGUACCUCAACAGUUUGGAGCCGAACGACGGGCGCGAGGCAGCGGCGAGGGCGCUCAUGGCGGAGAUGACCGUCGACCAGCUCUCCGACCUCGCAUCCUUCUACCACACCAUGGGCAAGAUCUGCUCCGAGGUCCUCGACAGGAAGCUGCAGUCGUUGCAUGCAUCUGCGUGACUAAGACUAACUCGACAGUGUCUCGACGCGUGUCGGUGCCGACUCUUGCCUGUUGCAUCCUGAAUACCCGAUGCUGUUACGAAAACUGAAUGUAAAGGCAAGUGUUUAUUGGCUACUAAUAUAUUACAUGUUGUUCGAGAAGUAUGGCGGUUCUUCUGUGUAUCUGCCUGUUUGACUUGGCUUCGUAUCUAUGUGCAAUGCACCGGCUGGAGCAGCAGGAAAACUUGGGCUCAUCUCCUGAACUGACAAGGAUGACGAUUGACGAGCAGGCGAAACGACGAACUGAAUAAAUGUUGGUCGUUUUCGUUUGCGGUGUCAUUCCCCUCCAGCGAUCGUCUUGUCCAUCUUUCUGCAGCAGAGUCCAGAUUGUCAGAACUCAGAAGAGUGCCCAAUACCACAUCAUAAUUUUGUCAGAACUCAGAAGAGUGUCCAAAACCACAUCGAAAAUUCGAGAUCUAAGGUAGGGUUUGGUUAUUUAAAUGAAGUUAAAUAAGAUGAGAUUAUAUUGUAUGAGAUGGUUUUGGACAGGAUGAUAUGGUAAAAAUAGGUUGUUUGAUUGGAU